UUGAUUUGCCGAGACCCAGAUUCGGCGUCGAGGCGGUUCCCCGGCGAGCAGCGGGGGACCGGACUCCAUCUGGCGGCCAAGUUCGGACACAUGGAGGUCGGCCACGAGCUGAUGCGGGCAAUGAGAGAAGAGGACCUCGAAAUGAAAGACGGAGACGGCUGCACGGCGCUUCACAUUGCGGUGGCCGGCGGCCACCGCCGGAUGGUGCGAGAGAUGGUGUACAGAAACAAGAACAUGGCCGCCAUUUUCAGCGGUAAAAUAAGUCAACAGGAAGCGGUCCUGUCGGUGGAAGAGGCUUCACGGAAGGGCGAUUCCGACCUGGUCAAGUUGCUGUACAUCGCCACUCCGCUGAGGUUGCUGUUCGACGAGAACGGCGGCAAGCACGGUGCCGGCGUGCUGAAGUUUGGCAUCCACCGUGGAAUGUUGGGGUAA
Messenger RNA from Linum tenue, 432 nucleotides. The record is from the annotation of a GenBank genome assembly. Lineage: Eukaryota; Viridiplantae; Streptophyta; Magnoliopsida; Malpighiales; Linaceae.